AUGUCCACCAGCCUGACCACUUGUGAAUGGAAGAAAGUCUUCUACGAGAAGAUGGAGGUGGCAAAGCCAGCUGACAGCUGGGAGCUGAUUAUAGAUCCCAACCUCAAGCCCAACGAGCUGGGCCCAGGCUGGAAGCAGUAUCUGGAACAGCAUGCCUCAGGCAGGUUCCACUGCUCCUGGUGCUGGCACACCUGGCAGUCCGCCAACGUAGUCAUCCUCUUCCACAUGCACCUGGACCGUGCCCAGCGCGUUGGCUCGGUGCGUAUGCGCGUGUUCAAGCAACUGUGCUACCAGUGCGGCACCUCACGGCUGGACGAGUCCAGCAUGCUGGAGGAGAACAUCGAGGGCCUGGUGGACAACCUCAUCAGCAGCCUGCGCGAGCAGUGCUACGACGAGGACGGUGGCCAGUACCGCAUCCACGUGGCCAGCCGGCCGGACAGCGGGGUACACCGCAGUGAGUUCUGCGAGGCCUGCCAGGAAGGCAUCGUUCACUGGAAACCCAGCGAGAAGCUGCUGGAGGAGGACGCCCCCUGCACCGAUGCCUCCAAGAAGAAGUCCCAGGCCAGUUUUGUGUACAACUUCUUCUCAUUUCGCUGGUGCCUGUUCUGGGGCGCCCUCUGCCUGGUCAUCGUGUACCUGCAGUUCUUCCGAGGCCGCUCUGGCUUCCUUUAGUGGAGUUGUUUAGGGGUGGAGAGAGGGGAGAACUCAUUCUCCUCCUGAUUCCGCUACAGAUUCGAUCUAUGACUGCGGUCGUCAGCACACUGCUCGUCAGCGGAAGCAGGGGUAGGUUGGGGGCGGGCGUUGGGUUGGUUAAGGGCACAUUGUCCAGUGGAUUAGCCAUUGGCCAUAUGUGGCUGUUUCGAUUUAAAUUAAUUAAAAUGAAAUAAAAAUUGUUCCUUAGUAGUUCCAAGCCCAGUUGGGGCUUACACAAAAUUUGUCCCCAUAGGGGCCAUUGCUCAAUGGCAGGCAAGGGUGGCUUCUAGGAAGAUGAGCGUCAAGGGUUUGGGCAUCAGGAGAUCCUCAGAGGACUCCCACCCUCUGCUUUGUCUACCAUGGGAACCCCUCAAGGCGACACUGAGCAACAGGCCUGGGAUAAAGAGGCGCCAGCCAGCAUCUCUUGUUAAAAUGUGGUUUUGGGUUUAGAAAUAGAUUUUGCCAAAAAUCCUCCAAGGGGAUAGGUCAUGUGUCAGAGGUAAAAAAUAAAUAAAUAAAAGGUGGAGUAUCUGACCAUUGCACCAGAGGGAGGAAACGCUGCUGAAGAUGGCUGUGAGGACAAAAGAGCUAGAUUAGGUGACGAGAAACAAGGUCGGAAACAUUGCCAGAGGAAAAGCUUCUCCUCCAGCUCGUUUUCCUCGGUGAUGAUUUCAUAUUUCGCUGGAGUUUCCUGACUUGGCGUUCCCCUCCCCGCAAGUACUGCAAUGUUUUUAUCCUUUCAGGACUGACAGAGAAGGUUAUAUCUGUUUCCGAGACUUUUUUCCCCCUCUUUAAUUCAAGAAAAUCUCAUUUCUAUGUCCCUACAACCAGCCCUCCAUACUCACUGGCAACGCAUUGGCUGCUUGUCUGUUUGUAUCUGCUUCAUGGGUCGGCUCUGUUUUAGAGUCCUCCUUUUCCGUAUUUGUUCUGUUAAUUGAAAAAGUGAGCGUUACUCGAACAUUUCCCUUACAUGCACACCAUGUAUUUUUGAUCACAUACAUCUAUCACCUUUUCUUGUCCUUCCAACCACUGGUUUCCUCUUUCCUGCUUUUGUUAUCUGUUUUAAAACACAUCUUACACGUGAGAGAAAGCAUGUGAUUUUUUUUCACUUAGUCUAACUUAUUUUGCUUAACAUAACCUCCAGUCCCAUCCGUUUCUCAGUAAGUGGCGUUAUUUCAUUUCUCCUCAUGACUGAAUAUAUUCCAUUAUGUACAUGUCACAUAUAUUUUCACCCAUUGGUCUGUUAAUGGGUGAUUCCGUAACCUAGCUAUUGUGAAUAGUGUCGUAAUAAACAUGGAUGUGUUGGUGCCUCUGUGGUU
Messenger RNA from Psammomys obesus (fat sand rat), 2012 nucleotides. RefSeq names its product receptor transporter protein 2 (gene Rtp2). Gene Ontology annotation, molecular function: olfactory receptor binding. Gene Ontology annotation, biological process: protein targeting to membrane; protein insertion into membrane; detection of chemical stimulus involved in sensory perception of bitter taste. The record is from RefSeq and is a predicted model, not a curated record. The coding region runs from base 1 to 672 and encodes 223 amino acids. The transcript has 2 exons. Gene Ontology annotation, cellular component: cell surface. Lineage: Eukaryota; Metazoa; Chordata; Mammalia; Rodentia; Muridae.